Messenger RNA from Plectropomus leopardus (leopard coralgrouper), 1068 nucleotides. The record is from RefSeq and is a predicted model, not a curated record. NCBI's taxonomy places the organism in Eukaryota, Metazoa, Chordata, Actinopteri, Perciformes, Serranidae.
UAUCUCAACUGUUGGAGCUGGAUUACCUUUGGAUUUUAUGCAGAGGUUCAUGUCCCCUACAGGAUAAAUCCUAAUGAUUCACUGUGAUCCCCAGACUUACUUACUUGUGACAAUCCUCAUGAACGUAAUUGUCUGUCUGCCCCAUCCUGACCCUGACCAUCACAACUAAACACCUCACCACACCCUGAAGCUGAAGACUAAGUCUGACCUGGCCGUGGUGAUGUCACGGUGCAGAUGUGUCUUCCCCCUGACAGUGCUUUGCAGUGUGUGUCACUAUUAACCCUGCAUUCUCCCCCACAGAGAGCAGAGUGGUCCAUUGCGCGCUACUCCCAGUGGCUGGAUGAUCAUCCCUCUGAGAGAGACAGGCUCACUCUCAUCAGGGGCGCUCUGGAGGCCUACGUGCAGUCAGUGAGGGCUCGUCAGGGGAAGGAGUUCACGCCCAUCUAUCCAAUCAUGCUCCAGCUGUUACAGAGAGCCACCAGCAGCUCACAGGAUGUCCGAGCGUGACGGGGCCGACACAGCUGUAGAUUUAACGGUACCUGAGCAGAGCGCAGUGCAGCAUGUGGUGAGUUGGAGAGGAUGUGAAGUCAGAGGAAGCUGCUCGUCUUUAUUAUUCCACACUACAGCUGCUGUAUCCAGCUAAGUGAUUCUUCUUAUUCAUACAUUUCUGACUAAAUCAAGGGACUGUUGUGGAGGGACUCAUGGAUGUUUGAUUUUGAAUGUUGGUUUUACUUCUAAUUCCAGCACUGACUCUAGCAAGCUGAAGAUCAUAAAGCGUGUCAGUUUAAUAGAACCAAACUGUACUUCCAGAAUUCUGUGAAACUAUGCAGCUGUAAUAUCUGUAAAGGUUCCUGUCAGUGACAUAGACGGUGUGAUCUCCACUGGUUCUAUGAAGGCUUAGUGAUCAUUACAGGGAAUCCUACAGUCUAGGAAUCCUUUUCCACAAUAUUUCAACUGAAGAAAAGAAAAUGUUGUAAAUGAUUGAAUGAAUGAUGAAACUGUAAAUGGCUCAUGUGAUGGUGUAGCAGUAGAAGACUCCUGAGAAUAAAUGAGUAAAUGUUUACAAGA